Molecule: messenger RNA, 1122 nt
Organism: Fundulus heteroclitus (mummichog)
Lineage: Eukaryota; Metazoa; Chordata; Actinopteri; Cyprinodontiformes; Fundulidae
Product: histone H3.3A
Exons: 4
Coding region: 149-559 (136 amino acids)
Cellular component (GO): nucleosome
Molecular function (GO): protein heterodimerization activity; structural constituent of chromatin; DNA binding
Source: RefSeq, a predicted model, not a curated record
GGAUGUAAAACCAUGACGUCACGUUGAAGUAUUAAUAGUUGGCCUCGUUGGCGAACUCGUCAACAGUCGUUUUCAACAGCGUAUCGCGAAGGAUCCGCGGCUGACGCAACCAUUUCUUAGCACACGUUCAACUUAAAGAAAAUACGCUAUGGCCCGUACCAAGCAGACCGCCCGUAAGUCCACUGGAGGAAAAGCGCCAAGGAAGCAGCUGGCUACCAAGGCUGCAAGGAAGAGCGCCCCCUCCACGGGAGGCGUGAAGAAGCCACAUCGUUACAGGCCUGGCACCGUGGCUUUGAGGGAGAUCCGCCGCUACCAGAAGUCCACAGAGCUGCUCAUUCGCAAGCUGCCUUUCCAGCGUCUGGUGAGGGAGAUCGCCCAGGAUUUCAAGACCGAUCUCCGUUUCCAGAGUGCUGCCAUUGGAGCUCUUCAGGAGGCAAGUGAGGCUUACCUGGUGGGUCUCUUUGAGGAUACCAACCUGUGCGCCAUCCACGCUAAACGUGUCACCAUCAUGCCAAAGGACAUCCAGCUGGCUCGCAGGAUACGGGGAGAAAGGGCUUAAAGGGGCGCUAGCCACAUUGUCAUGAUGAAUUACCCUAUGUAUCAUACUUAUCCAUUAUGUGGACAUUUUUAUUUCUUGGUUUUUUUUUAUAUAAGUUCUCUUUGAAUUUUUUGUAUUUUUAGUGAUGCAACAUACCAACCAUUCCACAAACCCAAGUGCACCGUAGACAUGAUUACUUUAUUUUAUUUUUUUUUUUUUUUGGGUCAGGCUAAAUGUAAUGACAGAAUUUAAUAUUGGUUGGGCUCUUCUCUAAAACUUGAUGAAUCAAUUAUUCACGCCAAACUGGGUGCAGUGAUUCUUUACCCAUUUACUAUUGAUCAUAAAAUGCCAGCAUGCCAUCCUGGGUGCACCUCACUGCAGGGUCAGCUUAUUGGCCGUCUCAGUCGAUCCUCUGUACUGUGGAGUACUGCAGACCCUUGGGAUAUUCUUUUUCUUUUUUUUUUCUUUUUUUUUCUGGGCCGCUUUUUAUGCGUUUUAUCAAACACAAUCUUGGCAGCUACAUUUAAUACUAUUUAUGAGACGUUGUCACAUGUCUUUCUAUUAAAGGUCUUUAUGAAUACAAA